Molecule: messenger RNA, 2028 nt
Organism: Motacilla alba alba
Lineage: Eukaryota; Metazoa; Chordata; Aves; Passeriformes; Motacillidae
Gene: STX2
Product: syntaxin 2
Exons: 9
Coding region: 99-1157 (352 amino acids)
Biological process (GO): exocytosis; intracellular protein transport; synaptic vesicle fusion to presynaptic active zone membrane
Cellular component (GO): plasma membrane; SNARE complex; synaptic vesicle
Molecular function (GO): SNARE binding; SNAP receptor activity
Source: RefSeq, a predicted model, not a curated record
CGGGCCCCGGGCGGCGGGCCGAGCGUGCGCGGCGGGCGGGCCCGCGCAGGGCAGCGGCGCGGAGGGCGGGCGGCGGGCGCCGCGGGGCCGCCGCGGGGAUGAAGGACCGGCUGGCCGACCUGGCGGAGUAUAAAGGAAAUGAAGAUGGGGAGACAGUUAUCAUCGAGAAAGACCAUUUCAUGGAUGACUUCUUCCAACAGGUUGAGGAAAUUAGAAAUAACAUAGCAAAAAUAGCACAAAAUGUGGAAGAAGUGAAGAAGCAGCACAGCAUUAUCCUGUCAGCACCAAAUCCUGAAGGAAGAACAAAGGAAGAACUUGAAGAACUAAAUGAGGAAAUCAAGAAGAUUGCUAAUAAAAUCCGGGCCAGGUUAAAGGCGAUUGAGCAGAGCUUUGAUCAGGGUGAAAAUGCCAAUCGGACGUCAGUGGACCUGAGGAUCAGGAAAACACAGCACUCGGUGCUGGCACACAAGUUUGUGGAGGUGAUGACGGAGUACAACGAGACGCAGACGCUGUUCCGGGAGCGCAGCAAGGGCCGCAUCCAGAGGCAGCUGGAGAUCACUGGGAAGACCACCACUGAUGAGGAGCUGGAGGAGAUGUUGGAGAGUGGCAAUCCUUCCAUUUUCACUUCUGAUGUAUGUAUUCCUGGCCCAUUUCCUCUCCCUGCCCUGCUGCCCGCUCCUGGGAGGGCGCUGGCACUCAGGCGUGUCCCUGUCCCCUCCCUUUGUCCCCAAGAUCAUUUCAGACUCGCAGAUCACCCGGCAAGCCCUGAACGAGAUCGAGUCCCGCCACAAGGACAUCAUGAAGCUGGAGUCCAGCAUCCGGGAGCUGCACGAGAUGUUCAUGGACAUGGCCAUGUUUGUGGAGACUCAGGGAGAAAUGAUCAACAACAUAGAAAAGAACGUGAUGAACGCGACAGAUUAUGUGGAGCAUGCGAAAGAAGAGACAAAAAAGGCAGUGAAAUACCAGAGCAAGGCACGCAGGAAAUUGAUGUUCAUAAUAAUAUGUGUAACUGUAUUGCUUCUGAUACUUGGAAUUAUCCUAGCAACAACUCUGUCCUAGCAAGCACAUUCCAAGAGUUACCAGCCUUCAGGAACUCCAAACCAUCUCCGGUAAAACCAAACCUUUCCACAGAUGAUGCCUUACCUGUCCCACCAUGAUGACCUGUCACUAAUGGCUAGAAAUGAAAGCAAAAUCACUCCUGAUGUUUACUCACAAAUGAAGAUCAGAAUGCCUUAGGGGGUGUGUGGAUUUUACAGCAUCAACUAGACACCUGUGAGACUGAAACUUGGUUUUCAUCUACAGUAACUUAGGUUUUUCACAUCUCAGUGUUACAGUGGAAGUAGGGAGUUGAGAGACUAUUGAGUUUUGAGUGUUUGGCUUUUUUUUCCUGUAGCUAACCCAACUCUAAUCAUGACUUUAAGUACCUUGCCAGUGCUGCCUUUGUUAGCACUCUUGUGAAUAUUUUUAUGACAUGUAGCCUUGUGUUUAAGUGUAUUAAUUAUUUAGUCACCUUAAACCUAUUUAAGCCUUACGCUUUUUCUCCAACAAGUGCUAAAAUAUCUUAUCCUGAAAAGACUACUCCUUUAACUGCCUGGUGCGUUACUUGAGAAGAAAAACAGAAAAAGCUUUUUUACACUUGCCAGGUUUUUUUUUUUUAUUUUUUCUGUCAAGGUUAACUGCUUUAAAUACUUCCUUCAUGGUUAAUAAAAAGUGUGUUGCAACAUUUCUGGUAAAAGCACACAGCUCUGAAACGCCGCGUUUGCACUCGGGCAGGUAAUUUCACAGGUAGUUCUUGUGCAGAGGAAACUGACGGAUCAGUUUAGCCUUACUGCUUACCUGAACAUGACAGAAAUGACUUCAUAAAGCCAAAUCAAGUUUCUUGUUCUGGAGUUUGCUGCUGUUGAUGCGUGAGCACAGCACAGGGGGAUGAACUGCCCCAGAAGAGCCUGAAACUCAAACUAAGACACUGAUUUGUUAUGGAACGCGUGUGGCUGUAACAAGGAUGAAGUGUUUGGGUGUGCACGUGCC